This is a messenger RNA of Neltuma alba, 1114 nucleotides long. Its product is annotated as leucine-rich repeat extensin-like protein 3. The transcript has 4 exons. The coding region runs from base 9 to 875 and encodes 288 amino acids. NCBI's taxonomy places the organism in Eukaryota, Viridiplantae, Streptophyta, Magnoliopsida, Fabales, Fabaceae. The record is from RefSeq and is a predicted model, not a curated record.
CAUCAAUAAUGGAUUCAACAAGAGAUCAGUCACUGAGAUUCAGACUCAGCAUUGCAAUUCUAUGUUUCUUCCUCGUCGCUUCCUCUAUUGUCCUUCUUUGUGAUACAAGAAGCCAUGGUCAGAUAUUCUUAAACAUCAAAUUAAACCAUAGAAUCUCCUCCUCCAGCAAGCCAUGGAAGAAUCUGAAAUCUCUCAAACACUUCUUAGACCCCAGAGACAUUAACUCCCCAUUAUUCAGCUUUUCAAACUUUGAUGAUUCCUAUGGCUCUCCUUCUUCUUCUUCUUCUGUAUCACUACCUCCGUCCAGUUCACAGGCUCCUCAGCCAACCUCGUCUUCUUCUUCUCCAUACUCUCCGGUGCUCACACCUCCAAGUCUCCCUGAAUAUUCCCCCAUCUCGCACCCUCCUCCUCAUGAGCAUCACCCACCUCCCCCUCCCCAAAACUCUCAAAGCCCAAGCCCACAUUCAAAGCACGGCCCAAGCCCACCAAAGACUCGCCCAAGCCCACCAAUGGCUUAUUCGCCUCCUAAUGGUUACACACCUCCGCCGUCGGGCACAACCACAUCGACUCCUCCCCCACCGCAUAAUAAAAAGCCGCAGUCUUCGGGUCACUGGUGUGUUGCGAAGCCUACUGUUCCUGACGCGAUAAUCAAACAGGCCAUGGAUUAUGCGUGUGGGUCAGGUGCGGAUUGCAAGGAGAUUCAGCCUAAUGGGCCGUGCUAUGAGCCCAAUUCGAUGCUGGCCCAUGCUUCGUAUGCCUUCAACAGUUAUUGGCAGAACAGGAAAGCGUCCGGAGGCACUUGUGAUUUUGGAGGCACUGCUAUGCUUGUCACCGUUGAUCCGAGUUUUGGGAAAUGCCACUUCAUGAUGAACUAGCUACCUCAAGGCUUUUACAAUGAAACUUGGUGGGACUUAAAUAAAUAAAAUUCCAAUUUAUUAUUUGCCCACACACAUAUCAAUAUAUGUUGAGAUUUUUUCAUGUAACUUUCCAUUUUGUUGCUGUACGUACAUGCGCAGCUCUGUAUUGCCCCUUGGAGUAUUGAUGGCUUUCCCCACUUUGCCCUUUUACUUUUUAAAGAAUACUUUUUCUCCCCUUUGAUAUGGGUAUUUUGCUA